Molecule: messenger RNA, 750 nt
Organism: Entamoeba dispar SAW760
Lineage: Eukaryota; Evosea; Mastigamoebida; Endamoebidae
Exons: 1
Coding region: 1-750 (249 amino acids)
Source: RefSeq, a predicted model, not a curated record
AUGAAAGAAGGAAUCAAGAGAACAGAACGAAGUGAAGUUCUAAAAGAAAGGAAAAGAACGAGUAGAAAUGAUGAAACGAUAAAUUUUGAUGCAAUGAUAUAUUUAUUAGUUAAAGAAGGAUAUGAAGUAAUUGUUAAAAGAUCAAAAAAAACAAGUAAAACAAUUAAAAUGCUUCUUCCAGAAAGUAUAAGUAAAAAUGGGAAAACAUUGAAAGUUCAAGAUAUUUGUUUACUUUCAAAUACACUUUUAAAUGCACUUGGUUAUACAAGAAUGGAUUCAAAAACAAUUAGUAAAAUGACUAAGAAACAAGCCAAACGUACACAAGAAGCACAAUUAAAUAAUGGAAUUAUUUCAUUACUUAUAAAUGAAGGAUAUUUAUUUUCUGAAAAGAAAGUUAAAACAGCACAUUUAACUGAAAGACUCAUUAGAAUUACUAGUAUUUUUAAAGAUGGUAAAAUAUUUGGAAGAGAUGAAUUAAUUGAAAUGGGAAAAUUAACUCUUCGUCUUAUGGAACAACACCAAACUGAUACCUUCAUUCAAUUUAAUCAACACACAUUGUUUAACAUCCCUUCUUCUUUCCUUUCAUUUAUAAAUCUUCCUACAUCAUCAGAUUUGAUUCUUUCCACACCACAACUUAUUAAUUUGAAUUAUCAUCAUGACUCUUCUUAUUUCAAUCUAUUAAAUUAUGAUUACUCUUAUGAUAAUGCUGAUCUUAUCCCUUUCUCUUCUUUUCUUCAUUCCUCUUUUUAA